AUAAAGUUCAAAAGUGAUCUAUUCUAUUCUUCCCCUAUUUAUAAAGUAAAUAUACAUUUUUUUUUUCGGAUGAGUAUUAUUUUCUGACUAAUAGUUCUUAUAAUUUAACUGAAAGAUAUCUUUUCUUCAAGAUGAGAUAAUAUAAUGUAUAUGUAAAUAAUAUAACAAUAAAAAUCAUAAAUUUAAUUUAAUGCAAAAUUAAUUAAAUAUUAAUAAUAUUAAAAUUAAUAAUAUUAUUAAUAGAAAGUGGUUAUAAAAUUGAUAUUAUUGAUAUAAAGACAAAAUUAAGGAAUCUGUAUUUAAAAUGAGUAAAACACCAGUAUCUAUUUUACAAGAAAUGAUGGUAAAAAAUAAGAUAACACCUAAUUAUGAACUUAUACAUGAUGGAGGAGGUUCACAUAUGAAUGUUUUUGCGUAUCAAGUAAAAUGUGAUGAUCUUAUUGCUUCUGGUAUUGGACGUUCUAAGAAAGAUGCAAAACAUGAAGCUGCAAAAGCAAUGCUAGAAACUAUUGCAACAAAGAGAGGUUAUUUACAAUUACCAGCAUCACCAGCUCAAUCACCUAUAAGAACACCUUUACUACCAAUAAUUCCUGAAAUAUCAAGAAUUCCACCAGAUAUACCAUUUGUAAAUGCAGUUGGUGCUUUACAAGAUUUGUGUGUUGAAAAUAAUUUACAAGAUCCUAAGUAUCAGCAAAUUAGUGAUGUUGGACCUCCACAUGCAAAGAUUUUUACUAUUGAGUGUGAAGUAGCAACUCUUAAAGAAAUUGGUGUUGCAAAAACGAAAAAGCAAGCUAAACAAGAAGCUGCUAAAAAAAUGUUAGAUAAAUUAACUGAUUUAGUACCUGAUUUAAAUGAUAAUAAUAUAUUUGACAAAAAAAAACAAAAUAUUGAUCAGGAAAUGGAAAAUUCUAAUAAAAUUGCUAAGGCUCAAUAUACUAAACUUUCAAAAUUACCUACAGCUAAAAAAAUUAAUUUAGGCAUUAAGUUAUCAGAAUAUCAUAUUCAGUUUAAGUCUCAAUAUGAUGAUGAAACACGUAAAGAAAUAAUUGAAAGAAUUUUAUCUAUUAUUCCAUCAAAUCAAAGUCAUGUUUCUGAAGAAUGUAUAGAAUACUUAAUAAAAAAAUUUGAAGAUAUAUUGAUAGAUAUUGGUUUAGAUUUUACAUCUCUAUGUAUUCCAUCUUCAGAAAAUAUCAUUAUAGCUAUGAGAAUAAAUACAAGUCCUAGUAUCGUAGAACUUGCUUUAGGAGAAACGGAAAGUGAAACUAAAUUACGUGCAUUACAAAAAAUGAUAGAUACUAUAGUAGUUUUUUUGACAUAGUAGAAUUACAUAGUAGAAUAAAAAAUAAAAUAGAUGAAUUUUAUGCAUAUAUUAUAUUUAAUAAGAAUAUUUUGUUAUAUAUUUUGAAACAA
This is a messenger RNA of Apis mellifera (honey bee), 1410 nucleotides long. RefSeq names its product RISC-loading complex subunit TARBP2. The coding region runs from base 305 to 1318 and encodes 337 amino acids. Lineage: Eukaryota; Metazoa; Arthropoda; Insecta; Hymenoptera; Apidae. The record is from RefSeq and is a predicted model, not a curated record. The transcript has 3 exons.